AUGGAACGCCUUGCGUGCCAGAAGCGCCCACUGUCGAACCAAUGGCUGGGACUUCACGAUCUUGGAACACUCGCUGCUUUGAAGCUUACGAUGUUCUGUGGCCUCUUCGAGAUCUUCGACAUCGGACCAAUACGGGGAUUUGCUUGUGGUCUCUGGGAAUGUUGCGACCAAACAACGUGGGCUUUGCAGGUGAGGUUAUUCGUAAAUGUUGGUGGCGUGACUGCUGGUGGUGAUCCUCCGUUGCAGACCGCAGGCUGGACUCAAGGCCGUGGCUAUUCCCAUGCAAGAGCCAAACACUAUCCAGCCUACUCCGUACAGGGCGAUGAACCCCAUUCUCGGGACUGGUUCAUUACUUAUUAG
Messenger RNA from Cadophora gregata, 360 nucleotides. RefSeq lists its product as uncharacterized. Bases 1 to 360 code for a protein of 119 amino acids. The record is from RefSeq and is a predicted model, not a curated record. Lineage: Eukaryota; Fungi; Ascomycota; Leotiomycetes; Helotiales; Ploettnerulaceae. The transcript has a single exon.